Molecule: messenger RNA, 2516 nt
Organism: Aspergillus steynii IBT 23096
Lineage: Eukaryota; Fungi; Ascomycota; Eurotiomycetes; Eurotiales; Aspergillaceae
Exons: 4
Coding region: 31-2511 (826 amino acids)
Source: RefSeq, a predicted model, not a curated record
CGAUAAUCCUUAUGAUUUUCACCUCAGACCAUGGCAAAAGGUCGCAAGAAUACAAGGACAGAUCCCUGGAAGUUUAUCUCUUCUGCAUGGCCAUCACAGGUGAAGUAUUUCCAAGUGGCCAAAGACCCAUCGAACGAAACCAGCAAGGAAGAGAAUCGAUCGAGUGUCGGUCGAUCAGCCUUAUCACGAGUUUCGCUCCUGGUGCCCAAGAAACUACGCCACGAAAACUAUGAAGCAGGUCGAGAGUGGACCAGGGGCACAUUGCUUUGGACUUAUGGCGUGGGCGCAAUUCUGGUUCUCAAUAUUAUCGUGACGGUGAUCGCGAGCACCAUCGGCGAACCAUCCGAGAGCGGGUUUAUGGCUACGAGUAUCUAUCGCGGAAGUUGCUCGGUAUCGAGUCAUUGGACUACGGGAAUCCACGCGUUUAUCAAUAUCCUUAGCACGCUAUUACUCGCUGGUAGCAACUACACGAUGCAGUGUCUAGCAGCCCCUUCGCGAGCGGAUAUCGAUAGCGCUCAUCAGAGACGCCGGUGGUUGGAUAUUGGUGUCUUCAACAUACGAAACUUGUCGGUGAUGAGCAAAAGGCAAAGGGUGCUAUGGGGGUUGCUACUGCUCAGCUCGACGCCAAUUCAUAUGAUAUAUAACUCGGUAGUCUUCUCCACGGUCGCGGCGUUGGAUUACGCCACGGUCCUAAUUCCAGACAACUUGUCCGAUGAACCUCUAACGACGAAUAAACCCAAUUUCGCGACCCGCUUCUUUGAUGCUGUCGGUACCAGCGCCAUUGAUAUCCACGCUGAGAUCCUCAACGGCACUUAUAAAGAAGUGAGCGGACAGGAAUGCUUGGAAACAUACAACAUCGAGUUCAAUACAAAUCUAGGCACCCUCCUUGCCGUCAGUGACCACCGGAACUUCCAUAAUACAACAGUUCUUUUAGGCAAGAUCUAUAAUCGUGUCAAACACGCGACGAAGGGAAGGCCGUUCGUGGCCUCAUCGUUGUACGGGAUAAUUCAGUAUACAGACGAUCCCCAGGAAUACAUCGACGCAGGCCGGUUCAGCAUAAAAGGGUUACAUUUUGAGUACCAACCGUGGAAGGUGACUGUGCCAAAUCCUGCAGUGCCGGAGCAGGAGACGUCGUUUGAGUUAGAGCACGAGUGGAAUUAUGACAAAAUAUUCUUCCCAUUAGCUUCACAAGACUGGAUCUCCGACGUCUCCACGCUCUAUGGCUUCUUGAUCACCUACAAUCCGGACAAAGAGGCACUCAAUGAAUAUCUGAGUACUCCUGAAAACUGGAAAAAUGAUACGUGGGCCACAAACACCACGCUCCAACUAGGCAACGAUUCAAUAUCUGGUGUUCAAAUGAGCCAAAAUAUCGAUAUGGAUGACUCGUUUGGAUAUGUACCCGUAAUGCGGUGUAUGAUCAAGAAAAGGGAAUCACUUUGCCAAUUGACAUUCAGUCCUCUGAUUGCUACUGUUGUGAUUAUAUCCAUUCUGAUCAAAGUAGUCUGUAUGUUUUUAACUGCUCGCACCAAACGGAAAGACAUCCUAUUAACUGUCGGCGAUGCUAUUUCUUCCUUUCUAGCGAAUCCGGACACGACAACUCAGGAUGGGAGACACCGAUCUGAUCUACAUGAUGAAUGGCGAGCAGCUUCUAUUCUCUCAAGCCCUGGUCAACACGAUGGCUACUCCUCCGCUGUGGAGUUGUCUCAGGGCAGGAAAAAACGGUGGUAUCAGGCUGUCAGCGGUAAACGAUGGACAGGCAUCAUUAUCUUCUUCAUAUUCUGCGAAGCAUUCUCGAUAUGGAUGGUCCGUCUAGCAUACAAGUUUCGCAGUAUAGACGGCAGUUUCUCGGCCGCCUGGAAGAUAGGUUUUGGAAAAUUCGACGGCCGAAAUCUCAUUGCAAGUCCCGGGAUCUCCCAGAACACUAUAUCACUCCUCCUACUCGCCAACACACCCCAGGUCGUCCUGUCCAUCCUUUACUUCCUAUACAACAGUCUCUUAACCACCAUGGCAGCCGCCGCAGAAUACAACAACUACGCUCUCCAACGAAAACCCCUCCGAGUCUCCUGGCCGAAAGGCCACCAGCGAUCAACCUACUACCUCAGUCUCCCCUACCGCUAUAGUCUCCCGCUGCUGGUAACAUCCGCAGCACUGCACUGGCUUCUCUCGCAGAGUAUCUUCUUCGUCAACGUGGCCGCCUACGACGUGCACGAGAAGCCCGUUGCUGGGGAGUCCAUCAAAGGUUGCGGCUUCGCGCCUCUUCCGAUGAUGGUUAUUCUCCUGGUCUCGGUUCUCGGGGCCAUAGCGCUGUUAGUGCUAAGUUUCCGUUCAUUCAAGUCCCCGAUGCCGCUGGCUGUUCGAAGAAGUGCUUCGAUUAGCGCAGCAUGUCAUCCUCCACGCGAUGACUGCGAUUCCGCUUUAAAACCGGUCAUGUGGGGUGAACUGGUGAGUCCUGAUACCGGACGGAGAUGUCGUACGUUUACGUCGAAGGACGUGGGUCAUGUAUCUCGAUGAUGGGU